This is a messenger RNA of Gossypium raimondii (Peruvian cotton), 1099 nucleotides long. Its product is annotated as VQ motif-containing protein 19. NCBI's taxonomy places the organism in Eukaryota, Viridiplantae, Streptophyta, Magnoliopsida, Malvales, Malvaceae. The transcript is spliced from 2 exons. The coding region runs from base 204 to 956 and encodes 250 amino acids. The record is from RefSeq and is a predicted model, not a curated record.
AAAUGGAAAAAAAAAAAAACUAAAAUAAGAGAAAAGAGAGAGAGAGAGAGAGAGAGAGAGAAAAAGAAAAAGAGUAAAACUAUAACCAGUUGUUCGCUGGAAAUGGGAUUGCCAUAACACAAGAAAACAAAUAACCUAUAAUAAGCAACCUUCUGGGUAAAGGGGGGGGGGGUGUUAGAGAUCACCAAUCACCACACCCAUCAAUGGAGAAUUCAUCAAGGUUAGUACAAGACAACAAGAACUUGAACUUCCCAUCAUCCUCAUCUUCAUCAUCUCCUUUAAACUCCCCACAUAGCAAUGGAACCAACCACAACAACAGCAAUGGGGGUGUCCAAAUUCCCACCCCACCUUUAACUCCAAUCCCCAUCUCCAGAUCUGAGACCAACCCUUACCCAACAACCUUUGUCCAAGCUGACACAACUACUUUUAAACAGGUUGUCCAAAUGCUCACUGGUUCAUCCGAAACUGCUAAACAAGCCUCCUCUAAGCCUCCAACACAACAUCAUCAUCAUCAUCAUCAUCAACAAGAUCCAGCACUCCCAUCAAAAUCAUCUUUUCCUAUACCUCCCAUGAAAACCAACUCCCCCAAGAAGCAAAAUUUCAAGCUUUAUGAGAGAAGAAACAGUAACCUGAAGAACAACCUCAUGAUCAACACUUUCCUUCCUUCUAACAACGGUGGAGGUGGUGGUGCUUUUUAUUCGCCGAGGAAUGCAGAGAUCUUGUCUCCAAGCUUGCUUGACUUCCCAAAGCUAGCACUUAGCCCGGUUACACCAUUAAAUGAAGACCCUUUCAACAAGUCUUCACCUUCUUUAGGGAAUUCAUCUGAGGAAGAGAAAGCUAUAGCUGAGAAAGGCUUUUACUUGCAUCCAUCACCUAUGUCAACACCUAGAGAUACUGAGCCUCAGCUUUUACCACUUUUUCCUGUUACUUCACCAAGAGUUUCAGGCUCUUCUUAAACAUAUGUUAGUUUGAGAGUGAUUUGUCAAGUGGGUUUUGGCUGAAAUUUGAGUGAUAAAAAAAAAAAAAAGGAAGUUAAGAAGAUCUUUCUUCAAUUGUAUGAUUUGGUCUCCCUUUGAUUAUGGUAAAGCUCUUCUUUUUA